UCUGGUACUGGGAAGACAGGAGGAAGGAUCCAUUGGCAACAAUCAUGGCAGAGGCAGAGACUCGUCAGAAGCUGCUGCGCACCGUGAAGAAGGAGCUGCGGUGGAGGCGUGCGUUCUGCACGGGCUGAAACGGCGAGCAGCUGGAUUUCUGCGAAGCAACAAGAUCGCAGCCCUGUUCAUGAAGGUGGGGAAAAGCUUCCCUCCAGCUGAGGAGCUUUGCAGGAAGACCCAGGAGCUGGAGCAGGUCAUGGAGACCAAACGAAGUCAAAGCUUACAAAGUCAAGACAGUCUUCGGAAGUUGCCCCGACUGCCCAGCCUCAACCCACCGGGAAACAAGAACCUGUGGAUUAGGACGGCUUUGUUUGAAAAAGUGCUGGACAAGAUCGUCCUCUACCUGGUGGAGAACAGCAGUAAAUAUUAUGAGAAAGAGGCAAUCCUUAUGGACCCAGUAGAUGGACCCAUCCUUGCAUCAUUGUUAGUCGGACCUUGUGCUUUGGAGUACACAAAGAUGAAGACAGCCGAUCACUUCUGGACAGACCCAUCAGCUGAUGAGCUGGUUCAGAGACAUCGGAUCCAUAGUGGCGUCUGCAGGCAGGACUCUCCUACGAAGAGACCUGCGUUGUGUAUCCAGAAGCGACACUCCAGCAGCAGCAUGGAUGAGCGACCGUCGCCGUCUCCGUCAGCUCGUGAAUAUGUGGAGUCGCUGCAUCAGAACAACAGGGCCACGCUGCUGUUCGGCAAAAACAACGUGCUCGUGCAGCCGAGGGACGACAUGGAGGCUAUCCCAGGUUACCUCUCUCUGCACCAGACGUCUGACAUCAUGACGCUGAAGUGGACUCCUAAUCAGCUCAUGAACGGCUCUGUUGGAGACUUGGACUAUGAACGCAGCGUAUACUGGGACUACGCCAUGACCAUCCCCUUGGAGGAAAUAGUUUAUUUGCAUUGUCAUCAGCAAGUGGACAGCGGGGGGACGGUGGUGUUGGUCAGUCAGGACGGGAUCCAGAGACCUCCAAUCCGCUUCCCCAGAGGAGGCCAUCUGCUCCAGUUCCUGUCCUGCCUGGAGAACGGCCUGCUCCCUCACGGUCAGCUGGACCCUCCGCUCUGGUCCCAGAGGGGAAAGGGAAAGGUGUUUCCUAAACUGAAGAAGAGGGUGCCUGUGGGAUCUGGAUCCUCGGACUCCGUAUCAGACAAGGAGGAGGACGAGGCUACAGACUAUGUCUUCCGCAUUAUUUUUCCUAACAGCCAGUCAGAAUUUGUGACUCCUCCAGAUCUAGAUCAAGGAGCGGUGAUGUGGCACCCGUCUCUCAGGAAGUCUUUGUGCUCCUCCUGCUCUCAGGGGACUUGCUCUGAUGGGACCACGCACAAGGGGUGCAACCACGAGAGGGCUCCCCUGAAGCUGCUGUGUGACAACAUGAAAUAUCAGAUCAUCUCCAGGGCGUUUUACGGAUGGCUGGCGUAUUGUCGUCACCUGUCCACCGUGCGUACGCACCUCUCCGCUCUCGUCAACCACACCAUCGUGGCGCCCGACGUGCCCUGCGACGCCACCCAAGGGCUCAGCGAAGACGUGUGGCAGACGUUCCUCCAGGACAGCACUACCUGCAAGGAACAGGAGCUUCUCCGUUUGGUCUACUUCGGUGGCGUGGACCCGUUGCUGCGUAAGGAGGUGUGGCCCUUCCUGCUGGGUCAUUACCAGUUCGGGACAUCUGAGGCUGAGAGAAAGGAGGUGGAUGACGAAGUCCAGGCCUACUACCAGCAGACGAUGGAUGAGUGGCUGGGUUGUGAGGAGAUUGUUCGCCAGCGAGAGAAGGAGCAGCACGCUGCGGCGUUGGCCAAGUGUUCUUCUGGGGCGAGCAUGGACAGCUCCAGUCAGAGGAUGACCCAUCACGACUCCACUGUGAGCAACGAGUCCCACUCCUCUCAGAGCUCUGAUAGGCAGAGUCUUCCUCGCCUGCAGAGCGACUCCAGCAGCAGCACGCAGGUGUUUGAGUCCGUGGAAGAGGUGGAGCAGAUAGAAAUGGAGUCCAAGAGCGAAGAAGCCAAACAGGUGCCGAAGAUGCCCAACGGAGCACUACAGAAUGAAACGAACUCACCCGACUCAGGGCAUCCUUCGUCACGAAACUUCUCCAUCACCUCCGGCCUGUCAGAUGGCUCCUUCAGCACAGAGGACAGCUCUGCACAUGAUGCAAGCCAGAGAUGCACAGCUGCGUCUCAUGCAUCGCAGAGCUCAGCCAAACCCGCAGAGGGAGAAGGUGACGCGCCGACAACAGAGAGCCGGGUGAUGAGUGAAGAGAAGGGCAAAGGAGAGGAAGAGAAAGCAUGUGGUGAGGUCAAGAUGGUGGAAAAAACUAAAACUGAGACGAUUUUUGACAAAUCAGAUAAAGGAGAGACACAUUUGCUGCCUGGAGCACAGGAAAAUGUUGAGUCAGAGACAACGGUUCAGAAGAACAUGAAACAAGUUAAAACUCCAGAGUCUGGAUCAGGAAAAGAAACUAGAACAGCUCCAGCAGCUGCUGCACCGCCCAAAGGAGAGCACAUUAAACAAAGUCCUCCAAAAAAGGUGGUGGUGAAUGUGGACGUAGAUCCUGGGCCUGAGGAGAAGAAUGUGAAAAAGAUGAAGGAAGUGGACAAAUCAAAGACGAGUACAGAAGUUUCACAGGAACAUUUCAAAGCUGCCGAGGUGGGAAAGAACCUGGCUUUGUCUGCAGACACCAGAGGAGCCCGCUGUGAGACUCAAGCCAUGACUGAUUCAGACGAGUCUCCGUCAGCCAUAGAGAUGGAGGAAAUCCCCAAAGCUAAAGUCUCCAUGGCGCCUUGGAGCAGGAAGGGACAUUGUGAGACUCCCCCCUUUCCUGUGGAUUCACGGCUGAAGCAGGAGGAGAAGUUCAGUCCAGAGGGAACCGAGUCCAUUCUCUCAGAGCCGGAGAUGGAGAGCCUUUACCCCCCGUUUGAUGACAGCAUGAAGAGCGACAUGAGCUCUCAGGACUCAGCUGGAAGCCCUUACACUCAAGACCUACUGGAUUUAUACACUCUAAACCUGCAUCGCAUCGAAAAGGACGUCCAGCGCUGUGACAGAAAUUACUGGUACUUCACCACCGCCAACCUGGGGAAGCUGCGAAACGUUAUGUGCAGUUACAUCUGGAGGCAUCUCGACAUCGGAUACGUGCAGGGCAUGUGUGACCUGCUGGCUCCACUUCUAGUCAUCCUGGAUGAUGAGGCCAAAGCUUUCAGCUGCUUCAGCAAACUGAUGAAGAGAAUGAAUCAGAACUUUCCACACGGGGGGGCAAUGGACACUCACUUUGCAAACAUGCGCUCUCUCAUCCAGAUUCUGGACUCUGAGCUGUUCGAGCUAAUGCACCAGAAUGGAGACUACACCCACUUCUACUUCUGCUACCGUUGGUUUCUCCUAGACUUCAAACGAGAGCUGGUGUAUGAUGAUGUGUUUGCAGUCUGGGAAACCAUCUGGGCAGCCAAGCACGUCUCCUCCGGUCACUUCGUCCUCUUCAUCGCUCUGGCGCUGGUGGAGCUGUACAGGGACAUCAUCCUGGAGAACAACAUGGACUUCACAGACAUCAUUAAGUUCUUCAACGAAAUGGCGGAGCACCACAACAUCAAACAGACGUUAACCUUGGCCAGAGAUUUAGUCUGCAAAGUGCAAAUGCUUAUAGAGAACAAGUGAUUGUUGCUUUUGUUUGGUCCUUUUGUUCCCUUCCAUGUUAAAUGUAAAUGACUGUAGUAGCACACACACACACACACACACACACACACACACCGCCACACACAUACACACGCACACACUGGCGCUACACAAAGCCUUUACAGUCACAGUUUGCUGCUAUGAGCCUUACUGCCUGUGUGGUAUACCUGUCUGAGUGCACUUAAUGUUUUAACAAGUUCUAGCUGCACAUUUCAAGCCAAACAUUCAAACAGAGACUAUAUUUAUGUGGAAAAUAGAUUGCUAUAAAUUAUUUUAAUAUCCCACUAGUUGAAAAAGUCGUGAGUUAUCUUCCAAGCUCCUGUUCCCUUAACAAAGGAAGGAUUGUUUGAUAUUCUACACAUAAAUCCGAUUCCGUAUCACAGAAAUGUAACCCAAGCUCAAGGUACUUCAUACACUGUAAAUUUAAUAUCAAUUACCUUUGAGCUGUGAUUUAAUACUCAAAAGUGUUCAUGAACUGCUUUGUCUGUCAAACUAGUUUGUCUCAUUCUGUAUGAAGUCUUGUGUCCUCAGAGAAAAAUGCCUGGAUUAUGUUACCACUUGUAAAAUUAUAAUCUUUGGAUGUCUGGGCAUAAAAACAAGCUUAAUGUCAUGAUCUUUACAAGUUGUUUUACAUUAUUAAGUGAACUUCUGUAAAUGACGUAAAUGGUGCAUUUUACUCACCUGGAUUUUUGUUUUGUCUCGUAUCGUCUGGUGACCGCUGGUUUAACCGGAUUUUGAGCAUUUGGUGGCGUUUAAUCUAAGUCACCAAAUGAACACUGCUUUUGUUUUCUGUUUAUUCUGAUUAUUAAGCGUGCUCUAAAGAGAAAGUUAGAGAUAAAUAUUUUCAAAAAGAACUGCAGACAAUCUGAUGGUACGAGAAGUGGUUUUAAUGUUUUGUCGUUUUUUUAAACAGACAAAAAUUUGAUCUGUGUUCAUCAAGUGUUUCAUGAAUGUAGUUUAAUUAUGUUUAUUAUGAGUGUUUCUCAUUGAAACUGCUGCCUGUUAGCCCGUUUUAAACUUAUUGUAACAUUUAAAUGCCAAAGUAUUUAUUUAUUUAUUUAUUUAUUCAUAAUUAUUUCAUGUUUUCUUUGUAAAGCUGAUAUUUUUAUUUUGUGCCCAGUUCUAUGUGUGCAUUGUUAAACAAUCAAAUUCUAUACAAGUAGUUCACAUAUAUACAUACAUACAUACAUAGCCUCUAUAUUAAAUGGUAUAUGUUCUUAUAAUAAAAAAUUAAAAUGGAAUCAUUAUUUUUCCAAAA
Molecule: messenger RNA, 4952 nt
Organism: Nothobranchius furzeri (turquoise killifish)
Lineage: Eukaryota; Metazoa; Chordata; Actinopteri; Cyprinodontiformes; Nothobranchiidae
Source: RefSeq, a predicted model, not a curated record